AUGGAGUCAUUCUCUAUGCUCAAGCGUCGUACCACCGACAUGCUUCACAAUGUUCAGCAAAACCUUCCUUCUAUGCCUUCUGUCCCUUCCGCCCCCUCCGUGGCCUCUCACAAGAAGGAUACCAUGAAAGGAACAUGGGAACGCAUUGAUGCUCCUGACGUCCCCCGCUCUUCUCAUUCCCUCAACAUUGUUCACGGCACCGCUUACCUCUUUGGCGGCGAGAUCGAGUCCCGAAAACCCGUCGAUAAUGAUAUGCACGUAGUUACUCUUCCUUGGAGCAGCGCCGGCGCCGAUUAUUACAAGAUCAAGGCAGUUCCUGCUAAGCCGGAUGCACAGCCAAAGGUUGAGGCACAGCCGCCCACUGAAACAAACACCGCCCAGAAGCCUGACGAACCUACCGAAAGUACAGGCGAGCAGGAUAUCGAGAAGAAGCUUGAUGAGGUCUCUCUUGACGAUGAAGAGACCGAUUCUUCAGAUGAAGAUGAAUUCGAAGAGGCCCCGACCACAUCCUCCAAGGGCAAGGAGCCAGCUGGUCCCGAACGUCCAGAAAUGGGCAACGUCCCAGCUCCACGAGUAGGCCAUGCUACCGCCGUCAUCGGAACCCGUAUCUUCCUUUUUGGCGGCCGUGGAGGCCCCGAAAUGCAGCCUUUGAACGAAGCUGGUCGAGUCUGGGUGUUUGACACUCGCUCCAAUACCUGGUCAUACCUUGACCCUGCACCUGCUGUUGUAGGUGGAAACAUUGUUCCCCAUCCUGCUCCACGAAGCUACCACACAGCCACCGCCAUCGACCGUCCCCAGGACUUUGCGCCUAAGCGACCUAAGCAACCUGAGACUUGGGGACAAUGGGCCCUGGGAGACACCUCUAAGACAGGUAUUCCUCAGGCUCCUAUCGUCGGCAACGUUGCCGAGGAAGCUACGGACGAGGAGUCGGACGGUUAUGGUACCUUCUUUAUCCAUGCGGGAUGCCUUGCAAACGGUGAGCGCACCAAUGACAUCUGGGCCUUUAACGUUCAUGAUCGCACUUGGGUUGAGUUUCCCGCUGCUCCUGGACCUGCCAGGGGUGGCACCGCCAUCUGUGUGAGCAAGACCCGUCUCUUCCGCUACGGCGGAUUUGAUGGUGAAGAUGAGAUCGGAGGAGAGCUCAACUUCCUCCACCUCGAAGUUGAGACGUUCGACGACCACGGCUCAAAGGGUGAGGUCGCUGUUCGCGCGCGUGGUGGUUGGCAAACCAUUCUCGCAAGUGAUCCCAACAGCGAUUCUACUGAGAUACAUGCCGAACCAGCCCAGACCUGGCCUGAGCCUCGAAGUGUUGCAUCUUUGGAGGCCAUUACUUCAGGUGCUGGUUAUGAAUACCUCCUCCUAACCAUGGGUGAGCAUGGUCCCAGCUCAGAGGGCCAUGAAGGCGCAGGCAAGUUCUUCGACGAUGCCUGGGUGUUCCAAGUCCCUCCUCUGGGCAUGACCGCUGCCAGUGUCACUGCUGCCAUGUGGCAAGCUGUCGGUCGUAAGACAGGCGAGGGAAAGUGGACGAAGCUUGACCUCGUACCCUACGAUGAUGACAACAGUGACGAGAUGCCCCUGCCGAGAGGGUGGCUUGCUAGUGCGCCUAUGGGAGAACUCGAGGAAGCCGGCAUCUUGAUCUGGGGUGGUCUAGCAGAGAAUAACGAACGGCUCGGAGACGGCUGGAUCUUGCGAGUGGGCGAUACCUAG
Molecule: messenger RNA, 1707 nt
Organism: Fusarium sp. VM40
Lineage: Eukaryota; Fungi; Ascomycota; Sordariomycetes; Hypocreales; Nectriaceae
Source: the annotation of a GenBank genome assembly